CUGUGUACUGUACAGUAAUGUGCAAGUAAAAGAAACUCGGAGUGCACAUUGCUCUCUUGCGCAGAUUCUUCAAACCUUCUGUUUAUGGAGCCAAAGCUUUUAAUCUUUUCUCCAUCUGCUCUUCUCCACAUCCUUCUCAUCCUUACUCUCUUUACCUCUCCAUUCCAGUUAGGGGUAUUGGCUGCUUCUUCUGGUCUCCUCUUCGACUUCUAUGCAGCUUCAUGCCCAACAGCAGAAGCCAUGGUGAAAAACACACUGAGGUCAGCUUCAACUGAUGAUCCAACAAUCCCUGCAAAACUCCUCCGGUUACUGUUCCAUGAUUGCAUGGUGGAGGGUUGUGAUGGUUCUGUGCUAUUGGAAGGAAAUGAGACAGAGAGGAGUGAUCCAGCCAAUGCAUCGCUUGGGGGAUUCUCCGUGGUGGAGUCAGCCAAAGGCUUGCUUGAACUCUUCUGCCCAGAAACUGUUUCUUGUGCGGAUAUCCUUGCUCUAGCUGCAAGAGAUGCUGUUGAAUUUGCUGGAGGACCAUCCAUUCAGAUUCCUACAGGUAGGAGAGAUGGAAGAGUGUCUUCGGUUUCUAAUGUGAGACCCAACAUAGUGGACACUAGUUUCACCAUGGAUGAGAUGCUUGAACUCUUCUCCUCUAAAGGGUUAUCCCUAGAAGACCUUGUCACUCUUUCAGGAGCUCACACAAUAGGAUCAGCACAUUGCAGUUCAUUUAGUGAUCGGUUCCAAGAAGACUCCAAAGGGAACCUGACGCCCAUUGACGCAUCAUUAGACAGAAUCUAUGCCAAUGAGCUGAUAAAGCAGUGCCCAGCAGGGGUUGACAAGUCCAUAACUGUCAAUAAUGAUCCCGAAACGUCCCUCUUGUUUGACAACCAGUAUUAUCGGAACCUCAUUUCCCACAAGGGGCUCUUCCAGUCAGAUUCAGUCUUGUUUAGUGAUGGACGAACAAAGGCCAAAGUAGAGGAGUUCUCCGAUAGCCAAUAUAUGUUUUUUGAGAAAUGGACAGAGUCGUUUCUGAAGCUUAGUAGCGUAGGUGUGAAGACAGGCGAUGAAGGAGAAGUACGUACUUCAUGUAGAGCCAUUAAUGGAUGAAGAAGGAAAUCAUUACCACCAACUUUCUCUGCAACUAUUUAGAAUUUCUGUAGUAUUGUUUUAUAUAUAGCAGUUUGGGGUGCUGGAAUAAGUUGGGUCUCUAUGGUUAUAUAGGACCUCUCUGUCUGCCCAGCGUACAAUGUUUCUGAGAAGCUUAUUGCAAGAAUUCUCAUCUGGCGAUAUUUCAUGUGCUAAGCAUCUAGAAAUGCUUACUACUUGUUUUCUAAAGAUUGCCUCUCUCUUCAUCUAGUGGUGAAGAAAACUGUUUUACCCUUUAAUUUCCAAUGAGAGUUUAAAAUAAAUGGAGAAUUGUACUUUGUUCCAAGGUUCAAAGUAUCAAUACUUAUUAGCCCAUAUCGGC
This is a messenger RNA of Nelumbo nucifera (sacred lotus), 1456 nucleotides long. Its product is annotated as peroxidase 46-like. The record is from RefSeq and is a predicted model, not a curated record. Gene Ontology annotation, biological process: response to oxidative stress; hydrogen peroxide catabolic process. NCBI's taxonomy places the organism in Eukaryota, Viridiplantae, Streptophyta, Magnoliopsida, Proteales, Nelumbonaceae. Gene Ontology annotation, molecular function: heme binding; peroxidase activity.